GCACAGCAGGAAGCGAGUCAGAGCGUCUGCGCCACCCAGCCCGUCUGGACCCCGAGGUACCGACCCCCCAGGUCCCUGUGACACACCCGGGCUCAGAUAUCCGUCCCCCCUGCCCAGGGAGCUGGGAAGGCGGCUCCCCACCCCAUACCAGGAUCUGUGAUUGAGCAGGCUGCUUCACCAGGAGCUGAGAGCAGAGCGCCCUGCCCAGAACCCGGGCUGCACCAAGGCCCACCCUUAACCCCCCAGCAUGGCACGCCGGCCGGCCACACCCCAUGUCUGGAUUUGACGGCUUCCAGCACAGCAGCGCCUCCCCAGUGGCUCCCUAUGAUGCUCUCAUCCAAUGAGACGACGGGCCACACCCACUGAUGGCCAGUGGCCAUAAAGGAGAAAGCUGAGUGGCAAGGCGUAGAGCACAUAGUUGUCCUUCCCAGCCAAUUGGAUUGUUUCCUUGACUCUCGCUCCCCCAAGCCUGCGUGCAUGUGAUCGGCGGCCGCACCUCUCCGUCCGCCAGGCCGUCUCAUUCCCGUUUUCCGGGGGGGCGUGCUGGUGGGCGGGAGGGCCAUGCAGUCAGAUGACCUCUUCGUCCGCAAAAUCCGGCGUCACUCUGCCCGGCCCCCUCUGGCCUCCAUCUCCUUCGACGCCAAAGGGAUCCCGGCCCCCCUCCUGCGGCCCCCCCGGAGUGAGGUGACCCAGGGGCUCCCCAGGGGGCAUGGCACCCCCCCUGGCCUGGGCCUAAGGCCUGCCAGCCACAUCAUGCACCGCAGCAACAGUGACGUGACCCUUGGGGAGGGGGUGCCUGGGGACGGAACACCCCCCUCCUCAUCAGUGGUGGGGGGUGGGGAUUGCGGGCUGCACCGGGACUAUGGCAGCCUGAGCUCCAUCGAGAAAGGCCCGGGUCCCCCCCGCACCCGCGCCCACAGCCACGAGGAGCCACGGGCCAGCAGCCCAGCUGCCCGGCGCUUCUGGGACCCCCUUGUGCUUCUGGGGCUCACAGGAGGCGAGGUGUGGGAAGGGGACGGCCAGGGGGCUGGGGCCGCCGUGCCAGAGCAGGACAGGGGAGAAGAGCCCCCCAAGUUCCCCCCACAGAUCUGGGUGCGCCAGCUGGCCCACUAUGAUGUGCAAAGCAUCCUCUUUGAUCCAGGUGAGGCGGCCUGGUGCCAGGGCAGUGCCGGGCGCCGGGUGCGUAACAUCACCACAGGGGCCUCAGCCGCCUCCGCAGGGCCAACCCCCACCCCUGUCCCUGAGGAGCCUGAUCCAGGUGAUGGCAAGGAUGGGCCUCUGGUGCUCAGUUGCCCCCACUUCCGCAAUGAGAUUGGGGGUGAGGAGGAGGGGGGCCUGGGCCGGCGCCAGGAAGCAGGAGGGGGCGCCGGGCAGCUGCCCAAUGCGGCCGUGUCGGUGCUGGAGGAGCCACGGGAGAGUUACCCAACCAGGGGCAGCCGGGCUACCCACUACAUUGAGUAUGCCGACCUGGGCGCCAGCUACUACCGCAAAUACUUCUAUGGCAAGGAGCAUCAGAACUUCUUCGGGGUGGAUGAGCGCCUGGGAGCGGUGGCUGUGUCGCUGCGGCGUGAAGAGAAGGAGAAGGAGGGUGCCAGCCUGCAGUACAACUACCGCUUCAUCCUGCGCACCAGCGAGCUGCGGACCCUGCGAGGCUCAGUGCUGGAGGAGGCGCUGCCCCCCACUGCCCGUCCCCCCGCUGCCCGUGGGCUGUCCCCCAAGAAGCUGCUGGAGCAUGUGCUGCCCGACCUGAACCUGCAGGGGCUGCGCCUGGCAUCCAACUCACCCAAGGUGCCUGAGACGCUGCUCAAGCUGGACGAGCAGGGGGUGAGUUUCCAGCGCAAGGUGGGAGUUCUGUACUGCCGGGCGGGGCAGGGCUCCGAGGAGGAGAUGUACAACAACGAGGGGGCUGGCCCCCCAUUCCAGGAGUUCCUGGAGCUGCUGGGCCAGCACGUCCAGCUGCGCGGCUUCACCAAGUACCGUGCCCAGCUUGACACCAAGACUGACUCCACGGGCACCCACUCGCUGUACACCACGUACCAGGACUAUGAGAUCAUGUUCCACGUCUCCACUAUGCUUCCCUACACGCCCAACAACCGCCAGCAGUUGCUACGGAAGCGUCACAUUGGCAACGACAUUGUCACAAUCAUCUUCCAGGAGCCAGGCGCACAGCCCUUCACACCCCGCACCAUCCGCUCACACUUCCAGCAUGUCUUCAUCAUAGUGCGUGUGCAUGAGCCCUGCACCGAGCGCACCACCUACAGUGUGGCAGUGAGCCGCACCAAGGACAUCCCACUCUUUGGGCCACCCAUCCCAGCUGGGCACCGCUUCCCCCGGACACUCGCCUUCCGGGACUUCUUGCUGGCCAAAGCCAUCAACGCAGAGAAUGCGGCUGAGCGGUCAGGCAAAUUCCACGCCAUGGCUACCCGCACACGCCAGGAGUACCUGCAGGACCUGGCGCGCAGCCAUGCUACCACCACCAGCCUGGAGGCCUCCUCCUCCCGCCUGCCCCUGCUCUCCCUCGGUGCCAAGAGGAAGGAGCGGGCCAAGGGGGCCAAGGCCUGGGAGCUGCAGAGUGCCGGGGCCCUGGUGUGGAGCGUGCGGGCACGGGAUGGAGACCGGGCCGCCCCCGAGCUGCCUUGCCUGCUGGGUAUCUCCGCCGAGUUCCUGGUGCUCAUCGAGGCCAAAGGCAAGCGAGUCAUCUUCAACUGCUCCUGCCGUGACGUGCUGGCCUGGACCUACUCCGACUGCGGCCUGGACCUCUACUACGGCUCCGGGGACUACGUCUCCGUGCGGCUCCCUGACGGCCAAGGGGACGAGGUCAAGGACAUUGUGCACCGGCUGCAGCUGGUGACGCGGGGCUGCGAGACGCGGGAGCUCACACUGCUGCGGAACGGGUUGGGCCAGCUGGGUUUCCAGGUGGACAGCGAGGGCUUUGUCACCGAUGUCGAGCGCUUCACCUUUGCGGAGAAGGCCGGCCUGCAGCCUGGCGCCCGGCUGGUGCGUGUGUGCGAGCGGGCACUGCCCGGCCUCAGCCACGCCCAGACUACCGAGCUUCUGCGCACUGCCAAGAAAGUCACCAUCACCAUGGUGCCUCCUGACGAGAAUGGCAAGCCCCGCAGGAGUUUCUCUGAGCUAUACGUGAAGUCCCUGCAGGAGAAGCGGCGUAGUGAUUCCCCGGCAAGGGAGCCCCCCCGGACGGCUGGGGGCCCGGGGCCUGAGGGGGAGUUGAGACCGGCCACCCUGCAGCUGCUGCGCUCGCUUUCCCUGCAGGACGGGCCCCCCCAUAGCCUGGCUGAGGAGCGCACCGAGUUCCUGCGCAGCCACAGCGAGGGCACUGCCCCCCGCAACCUGCCGUCCCAGAGCAGGGAGAUCCCCACGUUACCUGAUCCCACACCUGACCUCAUCCUGGCAGCCACACCCAAGGGGCCCCCUGAGCAGGAAAUGGACCAUCCAGGAGACCCCACAUCGUUGGAGCAGGCUCCCCCCGAUCAUGGGGUCAUGGGUAGCCAGGCCCCACUCCCUAGCGAGACGGCCCCACCCACCUCGGACAUGAGUGACACCGAGAAAUUCCUACCCCGGACACUCUCGUUGCGAAACUCCAUCACCAAGAUUCUGUCGGAAGCCAGCGAGUCCCUGGAGGAGGAGUGGGACUCCAUCUCCAAUCUGGCUACCACCUGCAACAGCAUCCUAGAGGCACUCUCGAAGGAAGCAGGGCAACACGUGCUGGAGAGCAGAGAGCCCCCUGGUGGGAGUGGCCAGAGGAACCCAGGCCAGCAGCCCCCCGAGGAUGAAGGCCAUCAGUCCCGGUCGCUGUCGGAGAAGGUCUCUCACUUGGAGUCCAUGCUAAAGAAGCUGCAGGAGGACUUGCAGCAGGAGCAGGCAGCCAAGGCAGCACUACAGGCUGAGGUGCAGAGUCUGCGGCAGAACAACCAGCGGCUGCAGCAGGAGCAGGAGAGUGCGGCUGCCCGGCUCAGCCAGGUCACCCGCCUGCUGUGCGGUUCCCCCAGCCAGUCCCUCUAGGGGCCCUGGGCUCCCUCCAGCCUCCCCUGCCCAGUCAUCCCCCCACCGCCCCUGUUUCCCCAUUGACCCCACUUCCACUCCUCCCCUCUCUGGUCCACAGGGGUGCUGUUGUUACCCCCCGGAGGGACCACAAUCCGAACUGCACUCUGGGGAGCUCACUUUCCGACUGGCCAUGCACAGCAGAUUCUUACUACCAACCCCCCAAAACUGUCUGGGGGGGGAAAGUAGCCCUCCCCCGGAAUAUGGCUUCUCAUCUCUCAAGACUGUUACCGCUGGGGAGCCCAGCACAGACUCACCAGCCCAAAGGCCACUGCCAGGAGCAGGCCCUGAUAUUGGGGUACAGGCGACACCCCCAGUUCCAGCUGACUCAGCUCACACACAGAUCUCAACUCUUUGAUAAAUCUGACUGUAAUGGGGGGAGGUUGUAGCCUUGUCAUCUGGCGGGGGAACAGGAGGGAGGGCUUGUGUUGCUGAGCAGGAGUGGGAAGGAGGGACUUAAAGGCAUGUUUGACCUCGACCCCCUCGGAAAAAAUCAAUUUGCAAUACCCCCCCACACACACACACACAUCCUGCUGCAUCGAUCCAGGCCUCAGGAAAACUCUGGCAUGAGAGAGAGAUGAUUCUACUGUCACACUCAUGCACACACACACACACGCUCACACACGUGACUGCACAGAUUCAUGCACAUUUACACACACACGUGACUGCAUGCACACAUGCACACACUCAUACACACACAUGACUGCACACACUCACACUUGCACACACACUCAUACAUGGGCUCGCCCAGAUGCACUCCUCACACCAGCUCAGAGUGCUCCCAGUCCCACACGCCCUCACACUGAUCCAUGCCCGUGCAGACUUGUGCUUGGGCAGACCAUGCUCACACUGAUGCAUGCUCACAGUCACAUGCUCUCACUCAAGCUCCCAUGCACUGACACACGCUCCCAUGCAAACACACACUCUAACACCUUCACCUGGGCCCACAGAUCCCCCAGACCCAUAAGGGUCCAGAACCCCACCCCCAUCCAGCACUGACCCGGCCAGAGCAGGAACCUCUCCGCCUGAAGAGGGCGCCACCCUGCCUGGUAACUGUGAAGAUACUGCAAGCUGUGAGUUAAUGCCCCCUCCCCCUCUGCACCCCAACCCAACCCAGCCCAGCCUCUCGCAUAGAAGAAAGGAGCUAUGGGGACAUUGCUUCUGGUCACCUGCUCCCACCCAGCAGUGCCCCUCCCUCUGCACAAGCCCGUCCCCCCCCCCCCAUACACACACUCUAUCGAGGCAUAGCCAUGGGUACAGGGCCCAGCUCCCCAUUUGGUGCUAGGGGAUAUUUCUGGAGAGUGUCCCCUGUGACAUGGGGGGGGGGGGGGGUUUGUCAUGUCUCCUUUUGGGUUGUAAAUAUUUUAGAACCAAUUAGAACACAAGUGUUUGUUUCAGGUUUGUUUGUAUGUUAGUUUUUUACACUGCAAAUGGCCCAUCUUAGAACCAGAGAAUCUGUGUCUGACGUGAAUGUACAAAUCGCAGUGUGUCUGUCCCCAGUCCCUCUGUGCAAUAAAGAGCCGAUAUGCAGCUCCCAGGGUCUGACACCA
Molecule: messenger RNA, 5609 nt
Organism: Malaclemys terrapin pileata
Lineage: Eukaryota; Metazoa; Chordata; Testudines; Emydidae
Gene: SIPA1
Product: signal-induced proliferation-associated 1
Exons: 17
Coding region: 562-4020 (1152 amino acids)
Biological process (GO): activation of GTPase activity; epithelial cell morphogenesis; establishment of epithelial cell polarity
Cellular component (GO): plasma membrane; Golgi apparatus; cytoplasm
Molecular function (GO): protein binding; GTPase activator activity
Source: RefSeq, a predicted model, not a curated record